This is a messenger RNA of Eriocheir sinensis (Chinese mitten crab), 3952 nucleotides long. RefSeq lists its product as uncharacterized. The record is from RefSeq and is a predicted model, not a curated record. Gene Ontology annotation, biological process: negative regulation of canonical NF-kappaB signal transduction; protein dephosphorylation; positive regulation of canonical Wnt signaling pathway. NCBI's taxonomy places the organism in Eukaryota, Metazoa, Arthropoda, Malacostraca, Decapoda, Varunidae. Gene Ontology annotation, cellular component: nucleus; cytosol. Gene Ontology annotation, molecular function: protein serine/threonine phosphatase activity.
AUGCUGUCUAACACAUAUUUUCUUUCCCAGUAUACGGCUGAAUUCGUGAAGGACAACCUCUUCCAAACCACCAUCGACAAGAUCAAACAGCUGUGCAAUCAAAUACCUGCAGCUGGAGGGACGCAAUCUAACAGCGGAAGCGGCAGCAGCAACAGUAACAACAACAACAACAAUAACAAAAAUAGUGGCAAUGGCGAAACCAACACCAACACAAAGACACGAGGCUGUAACAACAACGGCAAAGCUGAGAAACGAUGGCCAGUGAGUGAAGACGGCUCAAAGGAGAACGGAGAAACGUGCCCCGUUACACCCACGACCAUCAACAAUAGCAACAAUAACAGCAGCAAGGUCAGCACUCCCAAUAACUUAGCAGGGAAGGCGGUGGACUCUCAGAAUGCCCAGGAGAAAAUCGCACCCCCUACCGACAAGGAGGGAAAGGGGUCAGAGGCCAAGUCACCCGCAGCAACGACGGGAGUGACGGGAGCAGGCUCAUGCGUAGAGAACCUCUCAUCUACAUCUGCCAUCCCUUCUUCUACUUCUACAACCACCUCACCCUCAUCGUCAUCCAAAGACGACUCGACACCUCUAAAAAAGGAUGACACUUACACUACUGUCAACCUACGCCGUUCGUCCUUGAACUCGCCUUCGAGGUCUAAGGAUAAGAAGGAGGAGGCGGCAGGGACCGGAGCGGGUUCGGGCUCAGGGGCAGGGUGUGGGACUCUCAAUGAUUCCAGUUACAUCGAUGUUCUUAACAACAUUAAUUACACACGCCUCCUCACCGACCAAAUCUUGGCUGUGGACCGCCAGGUUGUAGCCCACUGCAAGGCUCGUACCGACAUGUCUGGGUCGACAGCGGUGGUGGCUGUCCUGGAUGGGGAGCUUCUGGUUAUCGGCAACGUGGGAGACUCUCGUGCAGUGAUGGCAGACCUCAAGGGGUCCACCAUACCUCUCUCCUUUGACCACAAGCCUAACCAACUGAAGGAGCGUCGCCGCAUCAAGGAGGCUGGUGGCUUCAUCAGCUUCACUGGGGUGUCAGGGGUGCUGGCCACCUCUCGUGCCCUUGGCGACUUCCCCCUCAAGGAGCCUCGCCAGCUCAUCACUGCAGAGCCUGAUGUUUUAACUUUCAGCCUUACAGAUCAUAGGGCUCACUUCAUCAUCCUUGCUACGGAUGGACUAUGGGAUGUGAUGAGCAACGAUGAGGCAGUUGCCUUCGUAAGGGACCACCUCCACGAGCCUGACCAUGGUGCCAAGGCUCUCACCAUGCACGCCUUCCACCGUGGUUCGCAGGACAAUAUCACUGUGGCCAUACUUAACGUUAGCAACCUACUCCGGAAGUGAGUUGACUGCUACAAAGAUCUGUGUGUGUAUCUCUGAACUGCUGGCUCGCACCCAAACACCAAGGAAGUGUUUUAUUGUUACAACUAGACCAUAUCCUCAAGCUCUCUUGGAACAGAUGGGACUGGUGCUCCAGACUAACAGAUAUUCUUCGUGCAAACCGUGCAUUUGUUACUACCUCCAGAUUUCUUUUUUAAUCAUAUUUAUUUUAUGCUGUCAUUUGUUAGGCUCAUGUCUCAAUCAUUCUUAGGGCCAGUCUCACAGUUCCCCACGAUAGGUUAGUAAGCUCCCAAACCAAUACCAAAGCCUUCGAAGUUUCCUUGUAUAGUGUCUGGUGUAUGUAUUUAAGUUCACAAAUUUGAUGAAGCUAUACAGGAAAAGUCUUGUGUAUUUAGUGUGGCAUCGAAGACCUCACCAUUUUGGAUUGUAUGGGAUUCUGUAGUUUGGUGCGGGCUGUUACGAAGACACUGUGUUGGACUGUGAAAUCGGCUCUUAGACUCAUUGGAAAGCAUAAAGGUGCUUAAACAUUUCAGUUUUUAUAUUUAUUUUUUAUUAUUAUUUUACUGUAGAUUUUCUAUGAGGAACUUUCCAAAUUCCAAGUAAAUAUUUGGAAGAACUACCUGUUAUUUCCUCUUGCUGGAGCAGAGGAAAAAGCAAUAUGUAUCUCACUUUUUUUCUUUUUUUUUUUUUUAGUUCUAAAAGAGCUGUAAGGCCAUAACAUUUUGUUCAAAUAAUGGUUUGAUAAAUUGUUCAGUAAUAUAUAAAUAAGAAAUGACUCAUGUAUGUUGUACAGGUCUGUGUUAGGUGCCCAGUUGCCUAGUAAGUGAGGAUAGAGUCACCCGCUGGUUGUUAGUUCCAUCUGAUAGGAAUAUGCAAUGCAAAAAUGCCGCUAUAUUGGACAAGAAUAUCCACCAGUUACUCGUUCGUAGAUUUGCCGCGCUGGGCUGAUAUGAUUUUUCACCAAAUUUAGUGAAGAACCCACUCAAUUGGCAAUCCUGUGAUGCACGCUGUAUGUUUUAUUUGAUUAUGUAAAUUUCAGUUUACGACCAUUUUGACUUAUGACCUGCCUGUUGGAACUGAACCUCGUUUUAACUUGAGGACUAUCUGUACACCGGGUAUUCGAUAUAUGCGAGUUCGAAAUAUGCAAAUUCGCUCAUAUGCGACUUAACCUAAAUGAGCAAAAUAUUUGUUUUAUGCGAGAAAAAUUCGCUAUUAUGCGAGUAGCGGCGCUGGUGCGACCGGUUGGUGAGGUAUGGUGGCCGACUUGCACUAGAGGGCGGCGGGUGCAAAUGUUUUCCCGCACUUUCCUCGCCUAUAAUUAACCUUUUCCUCCCUCUGAUCUUAAAGAUAAUCCCUAGGUAGCUAAUUAUAAUUAUCAACUUAAAUCGUAGACUUUGCGUGUGUCUCCCCGAAAGGAAUCAAUGUGCUUUAUUAUUGUGAAACGAUGCUGGAAUAAAUAGUUAGAGGGUUCGAAAACGGGUUGUGGAACAUAACCCCCUAUAAUUAAUGGGAUGAUAGGUUCGAUAUAUGCGAAUUCACAUGAUACAAGCUUUUUGCAGAACGUAACCCUCGCAUAUAACGUAUACUGCCUGGUGUACUUGAAUUAUCUCAGUGAAGUAUUAUGGUACUCUGCCUCACAGCUCCUUUAGAGAACCAAAGCAAUGCCUCUCCCUCUGCUCCAGCCAGAACAAUUUUUUAUUUUUUAUUUAUUAUUUUUUUUUUUUACGUGUACGCCUGUUGCGCCGGUAGGCUCUCUUGAGGGGCCUGGAUGGAAGUCGGCCCAAGCCCAUCAUGGCACAGGCAAGUGUUUAUAGUGGCACCAUCUUCUCUGGGCUCAUGCUGCCCCCCGGAACUCCUACACAUUUGCAAAGUUCCCCAUUCAAGUCAUGUAAAUUUCACCAGUACAUUAUCAUUGUAAGUAAUGUAUUACUUUUCAUUGUACAUAUUAUUUUAAUGGCAUAUUUAUGUAUUACUCUGAUUUGUUCCUUGUUAAAUGUAAAUUUCAAAUUCACUGCAUGUUCUAUAUCUGCAUUUAUUUCUUUAAAUUUUUUUUUUACAUAAUUCUUGUAAUACGAUUUUACACAAACUAAAUCAGGCACCAUUUUGAUCUUGAAAAGUCCAUUUGUGUGCUGGGAAGGAAUACAUAAAUUGAAAGUCAUGAAUUAUCAGAAUUAAUAAACUCAACUGAUUUGAGAGAUUCUUCCGUCCCAAGGAUCAGUGAGAAAUAAACUCACUCUCCUUAAGCUUGGCAGGAUGUGAUUGGUAUUUAGGAAAAUAUAUUUGUGGGGUAACCAUUGGGUGUUUGGGUGGGGGAGCAGUCUUGUUUGUAUAUGUGGGGGCGUGUUAGGAGGGAGUGUGUUUGGCAGGUAGGGGAAAUUGAGCUGGAUGGAAGCAUUGGAGGGAGGCAGGUAUAUACAGUCAUCCCUCAAAUAGUACAGUUUCCAAUAGUUCUGUUUUUGUGUUUGGCAGGUAGGGGAAAUUGAGCUGGAUGGAAGCAUUGGAGGGAGGCAGGUAUAUACAGUCAUCCCUCAAAUAGUACAGUUUCCAAUAGUUCUGUUUUUGUGUUUGGCAGGUAGGGGAAAUUGAGCUGGAUGGAAGCAUUGGAGGGAGGCAGGUA